Molecule: messenger RNA, 2370 nt
Organism: Fonsecaea multimorphosa CBS 102226
Lineage: Eukaryota; Fungi; Ascomycota; Eurotiomycetes; Chaetothyriales; Herpotrichiellaceae
Exons: 1
Coding region: 1-2370 (789 amino acids)
Source: RefSeq, a predicted model, not a curated record
AUGUCUGCUGCGCCGUCGAAGCAGCGCACCACGAGACCCAUCCAUGAAUUCUUCAAGCCUUACGUCAAGAGCACAGUCCCCGCCAAAAGGCCUUCUCCCUCACUGGAAGAGACAACGGGGGUAGAGCAUUCGCACAAGGGUGAUCCCCAAACGACGACGCCAAAGGCAGGAGGGAGGACGCUCAAUCGCAAUGCCCCAAAGACGCCUCCCUCCUCCUAUCUAUCACCAAAGUCUGCGCUGGGGUCGCGAACCUCAUUGUCCAUUCGCAGCCGAGCUUCCCACUCAAAAGGUCCGAUAGAGCCUCCUUCAACGUACAAACGGGCGCCCCAGUUUGGCGCAGAUAUUCGAGAUGACACUCCGAAGGGCAAGGCCGGUGGCUUCUCCUUUUCCUUUUCAGACCUACCCAGUUCCACGCACGCUGUCGUCAAGGACGGCAAAGUGAUCGAGGUCCUUGACUCUGACGAGGAUGAUGACAAAGAUUCGCUGGAGUCACUUGAGGAUUUGUUUGGAAGGAGACAAGGCGGCCACAAUACUUCACAGUCGUCCAGUCCGGAGGAGGACGCCAAAGCUGAGGUUGAGCGCGUGAGGUUGGUGAAUAUGUUCACAUUGGGCAAGUCAGUCCCGUUGGUGGGCAAACACAAACUACAGGCACUGGAUGCGAAAGUAAAGGCGCACAAGUUCGACAUCAGCACUUUGAUGGUGAGUCACUUUGAUGACGAAGAAGUGGAGAGCAAAGUCAAGGAGGCAUGGACAGACGUCGACGCAGCAACCAAAGCAGCAGGGGCAGACAGUGCCACGGCGCUCGACAAGACCCUUCUAGCCGCCGUUGCGACCACGGAGGAGGACGGUCAAUCUAAAGUCGCGAGAUUAAUGGACGCUGUUGACCGCACAGAAGCUCUGUCAUCUGACCCCGUCUUCUUGUUCUUCGGAGUCAACGGACUGAAUGACUGGCAUGAUGAAAAUCCCUCUAGACACCCCUUCCCCGAAGCUGAAAUCCCAGAGCAUCUAUGGCAAGAUGACGAUGACGAAUCCAGGUCAAGAGCCUAUGUAUCAGGCUAUGUGGCUGACCUCGCGGCCAGAGGCCUGAUUUCGGACAAGGCAUUGAAUUGGACCUUUGAGAACGUCGUCCUUGAGCAACAGGACGACGUCAGACAAGAAUAUAUUCGAUGCUUGCAAAGUGCGAGCUCCUCCUGGACAAGGACCAAUAUCCAGGCACAGGACGUCCAGACCGUCUUUCAGAGACUAGGAGCCGAUUCCACCAGUCUUCAGGAUUCUGUUGAGAUAAAGCCCAGGCAUCGACUCCUGAAAAAGCCCGAGCGCCGUGAUCCGAAAUACCUUCUUGCAGUCUUGGAUCUUUUCCAGCACAUCUGUGCGGACAUGGACUUUUUGGCUUUGAGCAAGCUGACUUCCAUAAUCUGUCGACUUGCUAUCGAUGGCGAGCUGACCAGCAACGGACGGAUUUCUUCGAGGAUUGACGCGAUCCUAGAAAGGCUUCUAUCACUCCCCGAGCUGGAAAUGCGUUCUCAUGUUGCAGAUCGAAUCCUAGUUGACAUCGGCCAGCGUUUGAAAGAUGCCACUUUGCAAGCACAAUUACUGUCUCAUAUUCUACCUUCUUCGCCUACCGCAUUGCGGAUACGCAUCCUCCUCGCGCAAGCUUUUCUCUUUGGAGGCGAUGCCAUCACAGACAAUGCAUCCGACACCCCCAGGAUUUCACUCCAUGCCCUGGCUGAGCACGUAUCGAAAUCUCCUGACUUCGACACCCAGCGCCGAAAGGGUGGGAGCACAAUGGACUACACUGCCCUCCACGCUCGCACUCAUAUCCUUGACAUCGCCAUCUCCGACGGCGGUCGUCCAGCCUCAUUCUCCACGCGCGCGGAUGAACAGUCUUUCAACAAAUCUGUCGACCGCCUCGCAGAUGCCGUCAAAGCGACGUUCGUGGCCAUUGUCGACACGGGCGCCUCGCACAUGACUCGCACGGAAUGCAAGGACGUUCUACAGGCACUGUACUGGCGAUUAUUGUACAGUGUUAGGACAGAGCUGAGGCCCAAGAGACAUAUCUUUGAUGGGAAGGCUGGGAAGCUGAGGGAUGCUGAGGAACUCAAGGGCGAGGAGAGAGGCAAGAACUUUAUGAGCCGGUUUCUGGAGAAGACGAAAGAGAAACUACGGGAGCGGGAAGGGGAACGGGAGAAGGGAGCUGAACCACCGGCCGAAGCUCCGAAGGUAGACGGCGACACCCUGCAAGAGCACGGCGGCGAGGUGGCCUCUCCCAGCAAAGCCGACAAAUCCCUUCGUCCCACUUCUCCGCUGACGUCCUCGGAGCCUUCAGAGACGGAAAAGUCGAUCCGCAAGCAGCUGGGGCUGGAAGACUAG